This is a messenger RNA of Acanthocheilonema viteae, 1602 nucleotides long. The record is from the annotation of a GenBank genome assembly. Lineage: Eukaryota; Metazoa; Nematoda; Chromadorea; Rhabditida; Onchocercidae.
AUGACAAGGUAUCCAAACAGUUAUGGCCAUGAGAAGCAGGAAGAAGCUGGCCUUGAAGUGCAUCAAUUUUAUCCCCUUGUUGAGGUCGGUUGCUACAAACAUCUUAAAUUUUUUCUCUGUGCAAUGUAUACGCCAAUAUGCCAAGAUAAUUACGAAAAAAUGGUGAUGCCUUGCAUGGAAGUAUGUCUGGAAGCGAAGAAGCGGUGUAGUCCAUUGAUGCAGCAAUACGGUUUCAAAUGGCCUAUAACGUUAAGCUGUGAGCAAUUGCCAAGGAUAAGUGAGCAGCAGAGGACGGGAAAUAUCUGUGCUGCACCGCCGGAUACGCCCGAUCCGAGCAUUUUCGAUUCAACGGAUCCUGGAAUUACUUCCUCCAUACGACAUCAUCGUCCAAAUUAUCCCGUCAUUGGUAUCAACACAAUUGAGGGCGAGUGUAAAUGCCGAUGCAGCAGACCGUUCUUCAGUGUUUUGGACAGUCCGUCCACUGUUGCUAAUAUUUCCGGAUGUCUCUAUCCGUGUCACAGUCCGGAACAGAGUGUCAAGGAUCAAAGAUUUCUGACAGCAUGGAUUACUACGUGGUCCGGAACCUGUUUCAUACUAUCAGCAUUCACAGUGUUAACAUUUUUGAUAGAGACAGAACGCUUUCAAUAUCCGGAAAGACCGAUAUUUUUGUUAGCUUUCUGCCAAUUAAUGGUAUCAAUCGGAUUUAUCAUCCGCGUCAUCUAUGGCCAUGAGCAUAUCGCAUGUGAUACAGCAACAAUAAAAGCUAAUGAUCAACAGAUGAACCUUUGUCAAUUGAUUUUCCUCCUAAUUUACUUCUUCGGAAUGGCCGGAUCAGUUUGGUGGGUGAUCCUAUCGUUGACAUGGGUGCUAGCAGCAGCUAGUAAAUGGUCAAGUGAAGCAAUUGCAAGCUAUGCAAAUUAUUUCCAUUUCAUUGCUUGGUCCCUACCAGCUACCCAAACAAUUGCGGUGUUAAUUUUUGGGGCAGUCGAUGGUGACCCAUUAAGUGGAAUUUGUUAUGUUGGCAAUACCAAUGUUAAUUAUCUUAAGACACUCGUUUUUGCUCCAUUAACAAUAUAUCUAAUCAUUGGCGUAUGCUUCUUAAUUGUCGGCUUCUUUAAUCUAUGCCGGAUACGUUCACUAAUGCAAAAACAUCAUCCGGGUGGUGAUAAUACAUCAAAAAUGACACAACUUAUGUCUAAAAUUGGCAUUUUUUCCGUCCUCUACAUAGUGCCUGCGAUAUUUGUCCUAAUGGUACUGUCAUAUGAACAGCACUAUCGACCAUUAUGGGAACGAUCACAAUUGUGUGAUUGCGCAGAACAAUUCGAUCAACAAGAAGAUACAUUUACAUUGUUGGCAUUAAUAAAGAGUGCAUCGAUGCUCGUUAUUGGUUGGACUUCAGGUGUUUGGAUCAUUUCAAGAAAAACAAUUCAGAGUUGGAAACGUGUACUAUGUUGUUUUCAUAGGUCAACAAUUUCAAAGCACAAAUAUCAAGCAGCAGAUAUAAUUUAUGCUCGAAGUGAUUGCAUAACACCACAUAUGUACAACAAGGCAGUACGACACUGUCAAGGUUACAGUACAUCCAUUUUACCGGAAAAGGUUUAA